Lolium perenne is the source of this 8274-nucleotide messenger RNA. Lineage: Eukaryota; Viridiplantae; Streptophyta; Magnoliopsida; Poales; Poaceae. The record is from RefSeq and is a predicted model, not a curated record.
CCGGCUCCUCCCGGAUGUGGCGGCGUCGACGGCGGCUCACAGCUGCUGUCCGGCGAGGGUGAGCGGGGUGGCGGCCCCUCUCCCCUGCUUCUUCCUCUGCGGGUGGUGAUCUGCCGGUUGUUGUCGGUUGCUCGUCGCGGCGGGCGUCGGCUCCUGCCGGCGGUGAGGUUGGUGGUCCUACGUGGUGUGGCGUCGUCGCCGCGUGGGAGGUGCUUGUGCCAGUGGUUCGCAGGCCGGCGGCGUUGUGGGUCUCCCUCAUCUCCGUUCGGCAACGUGGGAGUGCGGAGGUUCGGCUGCUCCGAGCGAAAGCUGAUGGCGCGGCAGCUGCGGAUGUCGCUAUCCUCUUGGGGGCCUUCAUGGAGCCUUCGACCUCCUCCGCUCCCGGAGCUUAGUUCUUCGGGUGAAAGCCUAGGCCGUGGCAGGGCCGGAUGACGGCGUCGAUCCACGUCGCUUCCCUCUUGGGGGCGUCGUCUUGAAGACUUUGUUCCCCAGCGUGCUUUCCUGAGGCUGGACUUGUACGACAUCUCGGCGGGUGGCCGGUGAUGUGUGAGGUCAGUGUGGUGGCUUGUGUGGCAACGAUGGCGGUGGUGAGCGAUGAUUUGGUAGCGUCAAGACCUUGGCUUCAGCGAGCGUCCGAGCUUCUUCGUCUUGUGUUUCGCUUGCGGUGGAGUCGGAGCUGCUAUGGUUUGUCGAGUUUCUUCAUUUGAGCAGCGUACGAUGACCUGCUGGGUGGCCCUCUGGCGAUGAUCUUCCUCGUCGCAUGUCUUGCGCUUAUCCUCUUCGGAGCUUGUCAUCAGAGUCGGAGCUGCCUGUUGCUUCACGAGGAGUCGCUUGUUUGGCGGUGGCCGGCUUGAGCUUCACGGUGCCGCUUCGGCGGGGUCUUGGUGGUUGGUUCUUCGGUGAAGUCGGAGUCGCUGAAGAGUGAUGACGAUGACGUUGAAGGUCAACCGCGACGACUUCUCGCUUCGGAGGCCUGUGUAUCUUGUGUGGGUUGCCAGGGUGGCUCUGUGCCCCCGCGGCGGUCGUGCUCCAUGACGAGCGUUGGGGCACUUGUUUCGGUUUUCGGCCGGUUUUCCGUUAAUAAACCGGCCAAAUUCUGUACUUCUUCUCUAUUAAUGGAAAUGGCAAGUCUUUUGCCUCGUUUCAAAAAAGAAAAAGAUGAGGGCGGCCACUGGUUCUCAACAGUUGUCGACGUGGUGGGAACGGGGUCCCCACACCGGUGAAUGCAUGAGCAUUGAGAACAAGCAAUUGCGUAUGUGCUUGCCCUAUGCCAUAGCGCUCCACAAUAGCGAUUUGCACCGUGUUGUUCGUUUUGAUUCGUCGAAGGGCUGCCUCGACGCUUCUUUCCUCUGGUGCCUUUUGGUUAAAUGCAGCUGAGCAAGAUUACAUUUUCUCUACUACCCUCUACACACUGCCCAUGGGCCAGAGCAUUUUGUGGACCGGUCUGUCAUUGCAUCGCUUGGGUACGAUUUAUUGUGCCUACCAUGUGUUGCGGUCUGUGUGGCAGAAGGGUGGGUGCCUGCUAUACAGACCCGUCCCAUCCCAUGGCCCAUCUGUCAUGCUCAGAGUAUGUCUCUUUUUGGUAGCUGUAAUUUCCUUGAGGCCAAUCGCGCGGCGAGAGAAAACGUGUUCGCUUCCCCUAUUCAUUAUUGGACGGCCUGACGCCUGCUCUACAUCGAGCCCCACGCCUAUCUCUCUCACUUUCUCUCCCGUCAUCUCCUCUCAAGUCUCAAGUCUCAAUCGCACUGGACGCUGCGGUUGCUCAACUCCAUCGGGCGACCUCUCUUCCCCAACUCCGUCGUGGCAGCCGACCACUUUCUUUAUAUUCCCCCGCCGGCUUUAGUCUCUCGCGCUCGUCUAUUUCCCAACGCGCCGCCGCAUCUUCCCUCCGCCUGAAGUUCUAGCUGCCCCCAACACCGACCUACUGCGGCCCAGUUCCACUCGAGGGUGUCGCCCAUCCGAGACGCCGUCCAGACCUGCCUAGGCCCGAGCAACUCCUUCGUCCCCGGCAUUCUUCGUCACGUGCGGAGGCCGGGCUUUGCCUCCUCGUACCUCACCUCUCUAGCUCCACGCGUUCCCCCACCACAAGAGAGGAAGGAGAUGUCAAAACAGGAUAUAUGGGCAAGAUUGAAGAAAAGAAGAGGCUCCAUUGCCUCCAUCCACGACCCUCUUCGCCGUGUGCGCCAACUGGUAUGGCUCUGCUUCCUCCUGGGCAGCUCUCCACCCUUCCUUCAGCAGACCAUCACUUCUCUUGCAGAAUCUUUUUAACUAUGCAUGCAAGAUGUUCGAUGAAAAUUCAAUCAGUCUAUAGGAUUCACCGAAGAAACAAUCAUGGUAACCGAUCCGAGAGACUCGCUGAUUUCGACUUGCCGGGGCGUGUGUCGGUUGGCUUGACUAUGAUGCCUGCAUUAUAGGGAUUUCUGGAAUUCUCUUCAUGUCAGAUUCAAAGUCGAGAUGAGUGGAUGACCUUAAGCUAAAUGGGGCUGACACUUGUCUUUUUCUAUCUCUUGUGAAUCAGACUGUAGGAACAACUAAAAGAUUGAAUUGUAGUUCUCGGAGGGAUAUUUGUAUGAGCAGCGUCUUUCCCAUUGCAGGUACCUGUGUGGUCUCUUGAUACAGAUGAUGUACGAAUUGGCACCAGUGGUCUUCUGGGGUUGGGGCACUGAGUGCAUGUUCUCUGACGAGGUGAUGCCCUGAUGCGGGAGGUGUCUUCCACACCAAGACCAACAAGUCCCUCAAGUGGACCAAUGACGCGAGCUCGAGUUAAAGCUCUACAUGAUGAGGUGAACUCGCUCCUCGCCACCCUUGAUCUUGUCACACUUUUGGAUGGAAUACUACCUCAUGCCAAUGUGCUAUGUGUCAUUAGGUACAAGGUGCAUCAAGACCCCGGAGAGGAGGACACGCCAAAGUCAAGGGAAGGAGAGGAGCAGCGGGACAUGGAGAUGAUCACGAAGCUGGACACAACGUCGCUCGAAGCGCUCAAAGGAAGGGAAGAAGUGCUGGCCGGUCCAGGACCCGGUCAGACCGGCCCCACAACCGGGCCAUCCGGUCCCAGGCCCGGUCAACCGGGCGGCAACCGGAUUUCCCUGCAUCGUACCGGAAGGCAACCGGAAACUUCGCAAGAAUCCGGUUGGCGCCCGGUCGACCGGACCCAGGACCGGACCACCCGGUCAUAGGCCCGGUCAGACCGGAUCCCAAAUCGGAUUUGACGGGAAUGACUCACCAAACUGCCUAAAUUAUCCAUUCGCGUACAUUUUCGCCUUGCUGGCCAUGUAUGCCUAUAUAAGUAGCCUGGACCCCUCCUUUACCCCUCAGACUUGUUUUGAACUCAAACAUAACUUUGAGCUUAGUCUCCCUAGGGUUAUCAUCCCUCUGUAAUCAAGGCAUCCUGGUUGUUGAUUUGGAUAUUGUUGAGUGAGAUUCUAGUACAAGCUACUCUCUCUCCCUCAUCAAUCUCUUCUUCUCCAACCCCAAUCUCUCUCCGGGAAUUCUGCCGCGUGCCUCUUCCAGGAGAUUCUAUUGGCGUGGUCCAUCGAGCCACGGGGGUAAGUAUCGGGUGUAUCGGGUUGGUGUGCGUGCGUGAGUACCGGCGUUCUUCGUGUUCUUCGUGUUCCUCGCGUUCUCCCACCUCUUCCCUUGGUCUUCGGGGUCAAAUCGCGAGAUCGGGCCACUCCCGGGAUCUUAGAUCUCAUCAUAUGGUAUCAGCAGCUCUUGGUUACCGCGAUUUUGACCCUCCACCCACCCGAUUUCGUUUCUAGAAAAUUUUCCACAAAAUCCCUAAAAAUAGCCCUAAAGUGCCUCUUGACCGAUCUGUGAUUUGGUUGCGUUUUGAGUGGUUUUGGUCCGUGGAUUCGGUGUUGUUGUGCUUGAUCUACUAUUUCCCCACCUUUUAGCCUCCAAUUCCAUCGUUUCCCGUCGAUUUGCUCUUUUGGUUUUGGUUUGGGGAAGAACAGGAGAGAGAAUCGUGAAACCCGGUCAACCGGACCCCAGACCGGACCAGCCGGCCCAGCACCCGGUCAACCGGGCGGCAACCGGAUCACCCGGUCCACAGUCCGGUCCAACCGGUCCCAGACCGGGCGUAACUCCGCGCCCUUCUCCGAGCUCGAUUUUCGGCUACCACCACCACCACCACCAUCAUCGCAGGUAUAACUUGUAGUUUUCCCUUGUAACCCUCUUCCUUUUGCGAUCUAUCCUAUCGAGCAUUACUUGUUUAGUGUUGCGAGACAUUGCACGUGGCCCCGCAUUGUGAGGUGUGUGUGUCGUGUUGAGUAAAGCAUCCAAGCAAACACUCGUGUGGCAAGAUAGCAAAAGCGAGGCUAACGCCAACAUAGUGCGUGGAAAAAGCCCCAAAAACACAAAAAGAGUGCAAGUAGCACCAUACAUCCAUACAUCCAUACAUCCAUAUAUCCAUACAUACAAAAGGGUGCAAGUGCCACCAAAGAUACAAAAGAGUGUGAGUGCCACCGUGUACAAAAGAGUCAUAAGCUUUUAAGCAAAAGAGAGAUAAGAGAAGAGAGGCCGCGUGUGAAUCUUGUUGUCUCUUCCUUUGCAACCAAAGCUUUGGCUCUCCUUGUGUUAGUGUGACACCGAGCACCUUUACAUACACUUUUCCGCUCACUUUUGGUUGCACUAACCCCGCUUAUCCCGUGUGUGUGUGUUCCACAACUUUUCCGUGUUUAUAGUGAUCUUCAAAUUGACAUUUGGAUUUUUGGACCUCACCCACUUUUAACAACAUACUUGAUCUUGGAUUUAUCUUUUGGCUUUCCACAACACUUGCCUAACACCAUAUUUGCUAGCUUUUGCGUGUGGUUUUGCGUGUGUUCCCGAUACACUUGAUCUUGCUUUUGGCUUGGUUGAUUGCCUCAAUACUAUCUUACCUUGGUAAGAGUACGAGGUAGUCUCCUUCCACUAACAUACACAACAUAGUUCUUGUCUUGCCAUCAUGGAUAGGAAUGGAGAUGACUCAAGGGAUGGAGAAGUCCUCCGCAACACCGAGAGGUUGGCUACUCAACACAACCUAUGGACACAACGCCAAGAGUUCAAGGAGCAACUCGCCCUCUUCGAGACGCGCAUCGAUGAGCAAUACGAUGAAGUGGCUCACAACUUCUCCGCCGUGAACCAAGACUUGGCUCUUCUUCGUGAAGCUACGGACAACUUGAAUGGCCAAAUGGCGGCCAAUGAUGCAAACAUGGAGCGGCGCAUGGAUAGCCUCGAGCGCGCCAUCACCAAAUUGGGUCGCCAUCGCCGACACCGCUCUACUUCAUCAUCAUCAAGCUCGCUACAAGAUUACUACUCUCAUGGUGGCCUUUCGUCCUCAAGCUCUUCCUCAAGGCAUGAAGACCAUCAUCGACCUCAUCACCCACAUGCUCGUCAUGAAGACUCUCGCUCCAACUCUAGGUGUGGAGAAAUACAUCGCCAUGCUUGCCCACUUGAGCGUCCUCCACAAGACCAAGUCCUACAACAAGAUCGUCACCAAGCGGAUCGCCAUGCCCACCAUGGGCGUGACGACCAACCCCAAGACCAAGGUCCUCAAGAUCCACCUCGAAGAGAUCUCCGACGCCAUCCUCGCCAAGAUCAACGUGGAAGAGGAGACCCACAACAUGAUCAAGAUGAAAGGGCCAACAAUGAGCAUCGUCAACACCCUCGACAAGAUCUUCAACAACAUCACCGUGAACCAAGUGAAGCUAGUGUCCACCUUCAACGUCAACCCAAUGCUAUGGUUGGCCGUAGAAGACCUCCUAUGCCUCCUCAAGCCGCAAGAGAUGAAGGCGCCCCUCCUCGUCGAAGAAACUUGGAGGAUGAAGAAAACAUGUUUGGAAGGCUCAAGUUCACCAUGCCAAAGUUCAAGGGUGAAGAAGAUGCCGAGGCUUACCUCUCAUGGGCACUCAAGGUUGACAAGAUAUUCCGCAUCCACAACUACUCCGGUGCCAAGAAGGUGGCUAUGGCGUCUCUUGAGUUUGAAGAUUAUGCCAACACUUGGUGGGAGCAAGUCCUCACUCUUAGGGAAGAAAAGGGUGAACCUCCAAUUGACACUUGGGAAGAGAUGAAGAAAGAGAUGCAUGCUCGCUUUGUCCCAACGCACUACAUGACCGACCUCUUCAACAAGCUACAACAAUUGAAGCAACGAACCAAGACCGUUGAGGAGUUCUUCAAGGAGAUGGAGCUCACGAUGAUGCGAGCCAACAUCCAAGAGUCCGAGGAACAAACCAUUGCUCGUUUCUUCAAUGGCCUCAACUACCCCAUCAAGAGAAUUGUGGAGUUCCAACCAUACUCUAACUUGGUUGAGUUGGUCCACCAAGCAUCCAAGGCCGAGCGCCAAGUGAUUGAGGACAUCAAGUACUCCAAGCCCAAGACGUACUUCGCCUCCAAGCUCGCGACCUCAACUCCUCCUACUACAAGUGUCAAGCCCGACGCGUCCUCUACAUCAUCCAAGAAACCGACUAUCCAAAGUCGCAUGAAGCAAACGGUGUUCUCCACCGCCUCCUCUAAGGCAUCCACGGGACCCUCUAAUGUCACUUGCUUCAAGUGUGGCACCCAAGGCCACAAAUCGUUUUAGUGCAAGAACACCAAGGUUAUGAUCACUAUGGAGAAUGGUGACAUUGAGACGCUAGAUGAGGAUGAAUACGAGGCCCUUGUGCAAGCCGCCGUGGAACGUGAAGAAGCUUAUGAGGAAGAAAGUGGAGAAGACCCUCUCUUAUGUGAGCAUGACCCAAGUCCCUCACUUGUGGUCACAAGGGUGCUAACUACUCAACCUCAAGCUAUGGAAGACCAACAGUGCAACAUCUUCCAAACCCGUGCCGGAAUUGGUGGCAAAUCGAUCAAGGUCAUCAUCGAUGGUGGAAGUUGCCAUAACCUUGCAAGCACCAAGUUGUGUGAGAAGCUCAACCUCACUCUCCGCAAGCAUCCUCACCCUUACCAUAUCCAAUGGUUGAGUGACAAGGGCAACGUCAAGAUACAACAUACCGUCACCGUCACCUUCAAGAUUGGACCUUAUGAGGAUACUAUUGAGUGUGACGUGGUACCCAUGACGGUGUGCCACAUGUUGCUUGGCCGCCCUUGGCAAUAUGACAAGAAGGCUAUACAUGAUGGACUCUCCAACACAUACACCUUCAAGGUCAACGACAAGAAGUUCGAGUUGCGCCCGAUGACUCCUAGCCAAAUCAUCGCGGACAAUGCGAAGGCUUUAGCGAGGGCACAACUCCGCACCCACCAUAGUGACAUGAGAGGAGAGGGAGCGACCCACCACAAGGAUAGUGAGCGCCACAAGCCAUAUAUGAGUGAGUCAAAGAGUGUCCUACUAGCCACCAAGAGUGAGUGGAGAGAGGUCCAAGAGAACCCAUCCACCAUACUGCACUAUGUGCUCAUAUGCAAGGGACCAUCGUCGGCGACUAACGACUUAACCAACAUUCCUCCAUCUUUGUUGUCUCUUUUGCAGGAGUUUCAAGACGUCUUCCCCGACGAGCUCCCUCAUGGACUACCACCACUUCGAGGCAUAGAACACCGCAUCAACCUCAUACCCGGUGCUCCGCUUCCAAACUGUGCCGCCUACCGCACCAACCCCGAAGACACAAAGGAGAUACAACGCCAAAUACAAGAUCUCCUCGCCAAAGGGUACGUUCGCGAAAGCCUUAGCCCUUGUGCGGUUCCCGUGAUUCUUGUGCCUAAACCGGAUGAGACGCAACGGAUGUGUAUGGAUUGUCGCCCCAUCAAUGCCAUUACCGUCCGUUACCGCCAUCCCAUUCCGCGUUUAGAUGACAUGCUUGAUGAGUUAAGUGGUGCCACGAUUUUCUCUAAAGUCGAUUUGCGUAGUGGCUACCACCAAAUUCGCAUGGCCAUUGGUGAUGAAUGGAAAACGGCAUUCAAGACCAAGCUUGGUCUCUAUGAAUGACUCGUUAUGCCUUUUGGUCUUUCCAAUGCUCCAUCCACUUUCAUGCGUCUUAUGAAUCACAUCUUGCGUCCUCUAAUUGGCAAGAGUGUGGUUGUCUAUUUCGAUGAUAUUCUCAUUUAUAGCAAAAAUCUCGAGGACCAUGUGCAACAUGUGAGAGAGGUCUUAUGCAUCUUGCGCCAUGAAAAGCUUUAUGCUAAUCUCCCCAAGUGCACCUUUGCUCAAAACAAAUUGGUUUUCCUUGGCUUUGUGGUUUUCGCUAGUGGGAUUGAAGUUGAUUCUUCCAAGGUGGAGGCCAUCCACAAUUGGCCCACUCCUACCAAUGUUGGUCAAGUCCGAAGUUUUCAUGGACUUGCCGGUUUCUACCGCCGCUUUGUGAAUUUUUUUUA